UAUUUAUAAACCCUCUCGAUCCCCCAGAUUGCGGUGCUCACUCUCUCUCUCUCUCUCUCUCUCUUGCUAUCGAAUCAUCGAUUCUCUCUCUCCACUCUCCUCUUUUCUUUCCGCUCCUCGCCUCUCCCUCGCUUCAGGGUAAUCACUCGCACCAAAUGUCUAUUGAUCUCAACGAGAAACAUUUGUCAAUUUUUCGGUGUGAUUUUGGUUUCAAGAAUCGAUGGGGAAAACAUCGCGGCUGCCUCCUGGCUUUCGAUUUCAUCCAACUGAUGUUGAGCUAGUUAUGUACUAUCUAAAGAAGAAAGUAAUGCGGAAAAGAUUCUGUUCUGAACCCAUUGCAGAGAUUGAUAUAUACAAGUUUGCCCCGUGGGAUCUUCCUGAAAGGUCAAGUUCGAGAAGUGGUGAUCUGAAAUGGUACUUCUUUUGUCCGGUGGAGAGAAAAUACUUAAAUGGGGCCAGAAUGAAUCGUGCUACUGAAUUUGGGUACUGGAAAACCACUGGAAAGGAUCGGCUUGUUCAUUACAGUGAAGAGUUGGUGGGUUUGAUAAAAACUUUGAUUUUUCAUCUAGGAAAGGCACCGGGAGGGGAACGAACGAAUUGGGUUAUGCAUGAGUACAGACUGGACGGGAAAUAUCUGAUUAAUAAUGGAGUUCAGAACACACACGUGCUUUGUAUGAUUUUUCAGAAGGAUGGCCCAGGCCCAAGAAACGGUGCCCAAUAUGGAGCACCAUUUAAGGAGCAAGAUUGGAAUGAUGAUGAGGAAAACUGUGUAGAAGCUGGCCCUUCUGUUUGUUUGUCUACCCCAACAUCUGUGCUGCCUGGGAACUGUAGCAGUUCAGUUAUGGCUAUCAACUCUACUUUGGGUGACACAGUUGCUGAGUCAUGUUUAUCUGAAACCAUGCGAUCUGACUCUGAGAGGCUCCCAGCCACCUUCACUAAUAACAUUGUUUCAAAGGAGUUACCGCAAGCUUUGGAUGAUGGGGAUAUUCUUCCAGCCGUGCUCGCUAAUGAUGGUGAUAAUGUUCCUUCAAAGGAGUUACCGCAAGCUUUGGAUGAUGGGGAUAUUCUUUCCACUGUGCUUGCUAAUGAUGAUGAUAAUGUUCUGUCAGUAUUUGCUUGCUUUAUGGAAGAUGACCAAAAUAAGAAUCUCAGUCAUGGACUGAAUCAUGAAGCUGCACAUUAUUUGGAUAUUUACAAAGACUUGGAAGAUCUGGAAAACACAGCUAGUUUUCCCGUGCACCUUGGUAUAGAUAUGAAUGAUCUCGAGCUGCCGCUGGAUGCUUUUCCCAGACUCCCAUAAUAACAUUCUGUCGGUAUACAGAAGCGAGUGGUUGUAUUGAUCCAAUUUUCUUCUACUGUGAAAUUUGUUAAGAUGCAACUUAUUAUGUACCGUGAUUGUAUGAUGUUUCCUUUCAUUUGGGUUGCUGUAAGCUAAGCAAGCUCUGCCUGCUUGUAUGUAUGGCCUUAGAUUAUGCUUUAUAAAAUGAAAUUUUGGUCAUCUUUUCUAAUCUCGCUUGCGAA
Messenger RNA from Juglans regia (Persian walnut), 1521 nucleotides. Its product is annotated as NAC domain-containing protein 82-like. Gene Ontology annotation, molecular function: DNA binding. Gene Ontology annotation, biological process: regulation of DNA-templated transcription. The transcript is spliced from 5 exons. The coding region runs from base 221 to 1300 and encodes 359 amino acids. The record is from RefSeq and is a predicted model, not a curated record. Lineage: Eukaryota; Viridiplantae; Streptophyta; Magnoliopsida; Fagales; Juglandaceae.